ACAUUAUAUAUUGAUGAAAAUCAUAAGGUUUAACUAAUCAUUCAUAUACAUUUUCACAGUCAAAAUAUGGGUGAAAUAGGUCCAUAUUUGGCAGUGUUUAUAAUACAAUUAAUUUAUUCUGGUAUGACAUUGUUGUCUAAGGCUGUGUUUAACGGUGGAAUGAAAACUUCUGUGUUUGUUUUUUAUAGACAACUUAUUGGAGCCAUUGUUAUGGUCCCUCUAGCUUUGAUAUUUGAAAGGAAACAAGCUGUGCCAGUGACAUUCUCAUUUAUGACCAUAUUCAAGAUUUUUAUGCUUUCAUUAUUGGGAAUUACUUUAACUCUGAAUGUGCAUGGUCUUGCUCUUUCUUAUACAUCUGCUAUGUUGGCUGCUGCAAUUGUUAAUUGCCUCCCUGCUUCUACAUUCUUCUUUGCUGUUCUCCUCAGAAUGGAGAAGGUAAAUAUAAGGACAAAAUCUGGAAUUUCAAAGAUAGGGAGUGUAUUAUUGUGCAUGGCUGGUGUAGCAAUCCUUGCAUUUUACAAGGGACCUCAGUUACAGGUUCAUCAUCUCCUAUCUAGAUAUCAUCACAACAAUCAACAACAUGAAGAUCAUUUUUCAUAUGACAAAAAAUGGAUUUUGGGUUCUUUACUCUUGUUCCUAGCUACCAUCAUGUGGAGUUUGUGGCUUGUACUUCAGGCUCAGUUACUUAAAAGUUACCCUUCAAAGCUAACAUUCAUGAGCAUUCAGAGCUUAUCAAGUGCAAUUCAGUCAUUUUUCGUUGCCAUAGCUUUUGAAAGAGAUAUUGAGCAGUGGAAGUUGGGAUGGAACAUGAGACUGCUAGCAGUUGUUUACUGUGGGACACUAGUGACUGCAGUUGCAUAUUACCUGCAAGCACUAGUGAUUGGUAAGAAAGGACCAGUUUUCCCUGCAACUUGGAAUCCACUGAGCUUUAUAAUCGCUACCAUUGGUUCUGUUUUGAUCUUGGGAGAGACACUGUGUUUAGGAAGUGUUUUGGGUGGGAUUCUGCUGGUUUUAAGUCUGUACACUGUUUUGUGGGCAAAAAGCAAAGAAGGAAUCACUCAUCAAAAUUCUUUACCUAUUCAAGCAUAUAAAGAAUGUGCAGACCAGGUGAAAACAGAUGUAGCAUGUAGCAAACCACCGCAAUGACAACCAUAGUUUUUCUUUUUUUGCUUUCUUCCCAUCAGAAUUCGAACUUUGGUCCGCCAUGAUGUUGGAGUA
This is a messenger RNA of Trifolium pratense (red clover), 1218 nucleotides long. Its product is annotated as WAT1-related protein At5g64700-like. Gene Ontology annotation, molecular function: transmembrane transporter activity. The transcript is spliced from 7 exons. The record is from RefSeq and is a predicted model, not a curated record. Gene Ontology annotation, cellular component: plasma membrane. The coding region runs from base 67 to 1146 and encodes 359 amino acids. NCBI's taxonomy places the organism in Eukaryota, Viridiplantae, Streptophyta, Magnoliopsida, Fabales, Fabaceae.